Molecule: messenger RNA, 3600 nt
Organism: Bubalus bubalis (water buffalo)
Lineage: Eukaryota; Metazoa; Chordata; Mammalia; Artiodactyla; Bovidae
Gene: FAM3B
Product: FAM3 metabolism regulating signaling molecule B
Exons: 8
Coding region: 1013-1717 (234 amino acids)
Source: RefSeq, a predicted model, not a curated record
UUUCCAGCUGAACUACCAGGGAAGCUGGAGUCCCAGAGAAGGAGUUAGAGAAGGAAUAGAGACCCCUGUCUUCUGGGUGGGUCACAGCCAAGCUUCCUUGGCCCCCCACCACCAUCCAGGGUACUUUGGAAUCUUCUGGGCUUUCUUAGGGGAGGAGAACUUCAGGAGCCAAUAGAUCCAGAGGGUGGUGCUCCCUGCCUCUUGGGAACUCUUUUUUCCGCAAAAGUGACCAACUGCCCUUGGAGCUUUAACUUGCCCUUGGGAGUCUGAGUCCACCAAGACUUUCAAAAGCCCGUACAACCUGAUGGAUAUCUGGAGUGCAAGCCAUCUGUGGGUGAGAAGCAGCUCUUUCUCUUUGGAGAUGGCGCGUCUUCUGGGAAGCUCACUUCCAACAUCUGCUGGCCUCCCACUCAAGCAUGCCUGGCCUCCUGGAAAUUCAAGGACCUGCAGCCCUGCCACCCUGACCACGGGGCCUGGGACAUUGUUCUGUUUUCCACGAUCAACUGCCGGAGUCAAGGAGGAAGCAAGAGGCAGGAGGCUGGGCUGUGCAAACAGCAGUGGGCAGAAACUUCUGGAGGAAGCGAAGAGCCUUAGAACAGUGGCCGUGGUGACCUGGACUUCGAACCUGGAUUCGGAUGGAACGUCUUAAAGACUCAGAAUAUGGCUAUCUUGGCAGUCUCUUGACCUUGAGAGACAUUAAUUGGGGUCUAGAGCUGCCAACCAUAAAGGGAGGGCGUCCUCCCUUCAAAGCAAAACCCUCUGGUUCUCUCUGAUCCCCUAGUCAGCCUGGGCUGCUGACCCGGAGCUCCAGGGCGCCGCCAGCGCACCUGCCGCGCUCACCUGCCCCGCCCGUACCUGCCUGGCACACCAGCACACGCAUCUGCCCGCCCUCCUUGCCGCCGGCCUGCCGCCCAGGGCGUGUCGCCCAGUGGUCAGUCCAGCCCUCGAGAAGCUCUCUCGGUCGCCCGGAGCUGCGGCCAAGGGUCAGAAGGGCCCGAACCGCACCUGGAAAAUGCGCCCCGUGGCUGCCGGCACCCUGAAGGCAGUGUUCUUCAUCUUCGCCUCCCUGUGUGCCUGGUACUCCGGGUACCUGCUGGCAGAACUCAUCCCAGACGUGCACCUGUCCAGCGCCGUCUAUAGCAUCCAGAGCAUUGGCAAGAGGCCUGUCCUCAAAGCCCCAACCCCAAAAAGGCAAAAAUGUGACCACUGGUCCCCGUGUCCUGCAGACACCUACGCUUACCGGUUGCUCAGCGGGGGUGGCAGGGACAAAUACGCCAAGAUCUGCUUUGAGGAUGAGAUGCUCAUAGGAGAAAAGACUGGGAAUGUUGCAAGAGGAAUAAACAUUGCCAUUGUCAACUAUGUGACUGGGAAAGUGAUAGCAACACAGUAUUUCGAUAUGUACGAAGAUAACUCUGGACCGAUGACAAAGUUUAUUCAGAGCGCUCCCUCGAAGUCCUUGCUCUUCAUGGUAACCCACGAUGAUGGCAGCAGCAGGAUGAAGGAGGAUGCCAAGAAGGCCAUAGAAGCCCUGGGAAGUACAGAGAUCAGGAACAUGCGAUUCAGGUCAAGCUGGGUGUUUGUGGCAGCAAAAGGCUUUGAACUUCCUGCAGGAAUUCAGAGGGAAAAGAUCAACCACUCAGAUGAUGCGAAGAACAGGUAUUCUGGCUGGCCAGCUGAGAUCCAGGUAGAAGGCUGCAUACCAAAAGGGCCCAGCUAACACUGCCCCGCCUUGAUAAAUGGGCUUCUUAUAGACAAAUGCAUCCUGAAUGGACUAUGGCCCUUUUCCAAUGGUCAAUAUUUUAUGAAUAUUUCAGGUUUGUCAACCAACCAAACAAAAUAUUUGCCAGUUGUAUAAAAUCUUGUCCCACAGACUUUUUAUGCCAGUGUUUAUAGAGUGAAGAUGUUGAGCUGAAAUGCACGGGAGUGUUCAAGAGGAUUCAGUGACAUCACCUGGGAAGCAGCCCCUGCCUGUCCAGGUGUGGAGCUAUUUUAUCAUCACAUCCAAGUUUGACCCAUGUGGUCCAGAUAGCUCUGCAGAGAGAAAACCUUUAUUCUCUGACCACGGAGCACACCCUUGUUAUGGAUGGUCAUCUCAUAGGGACAAUGAGCAGCAGCCAUAGGUCUUAGCUACCUUCUUGGGUCAACCUUCUUGAGCUUUCCCUGCAGGUCCCUGAACUUAUUCAUUCAUCCCACAAAUGUGGGUGCGCCUAACUCAGGCACAAGCAAUACGAUGGUGAAGAGAUUCAGUGUCUGCCUCCAGGCAGGGGUGUUGUUCCAGUGGCACCUUGUUUAACAGGAUGGGGAGGAGGGAUCUCUGAUGGGCUGGGUGGGCAGGGGCUGCUCUCAGGAGGACCACUGUACAACCCAGACUUCCUAGGAGACACACAGUAGAUCCACAUACCAAGAUGCCCAGUGCAUUGGGGUUAAGAAAACCAAGUCAUUGCCAAAUGCUCUUUCUGACCUCCCUCCUGAGUCUGGCUCCCAGAAACGAUAGGAGACUUUGAUGCCAGCUUGAUAGUGCUUAUCUAGCCUCCAGUUUCUCAUCUAUCCAUAGAGAGGUUGGAACAGAUGAACGGUUUUCAAGUACGUUUAUCAGCAGGCCUCCUUUUAAAAACAUGGCAGUGUGUGUCACCCUGAAUUUCAGCAUCCUUGCAGGACCCGACUCCCCAGGUCUCAGUGGCUGACAGCAGCGCUGAGUCCUCCAUGGUUGUAGACGGGCUGCAGGGCAGUGGAGGCUCAAUUCUGAGCAUGGGGGCCAGGCUGAAGGAGGCUCCCUAUCGGGCAUGGUAGCCAGAGAGAGCACAAGUGCAGAUGUUUGCCAGAGCUCCUGCCAGGACACAUGUGAGCCCUCAUCAUUGCAUCCCGCUGCCAACCAGGGUGAACAUCAGCCUCCUGGCAGUGGCAGGCGGUGACCGUCGGCCCCUCAGGGAGCCUGCAUCUCUUUCUGCAGAGGAGUCUGCAAACCACUCGGCGGGAUCUUGGCUGGGGCCCUGUUACAGGCUAGACUUUGUUCCUCCCUGACUCAUGAGUUGAGUCAUAACUAACCGGCAGUACCACAGAAUGUGACCUUGUGCGGAAAUAGGGUCACUGUUGGUAUAAUAAGUUCAGGUCAGGUGGCCCCUAUCCAGUGUGACUGGUGUCCUAACAAAAAGGAGAAAUUUGGACACAAACAGGCCAUCAGAGAGAACCCCCUUCUGGGCUCUGGACCACCUUAGAGGAGGCCUGGAAGGGAACUUGAAACUCACUGAAAAGGCAGCAGAAUGGAGACCCGGGGAAGGUGGGGGCUGGAGGAGGGAGGGGUGAUCAGGACUUGAAGGGCAGCGGACUCCCCUCAGGACUCAUGGUGGGCGCCUGGCAUUACACACUUGUCCAGACCCACCAGGCGUCCAAUCCCAAGAGUGACCCUACUGUAAACCGUGGGCUCUGCGUGAUGACAAUGUGUCAGUCCGGGGGUCACCCCUCUGGAGGGGGCAGUCGACAGAGGGGAGGCUGUGCCUGUGAGGGGGGGUGAGGCAGGGAGUCUAGGGGAAAUCUCAAAAUCUCUGUAUCUUCCUCUUUUUACUGUGAACCUAAAACAAAUAAAGUCUACUACAAAACAAA